Molecule: messenger RNA, 2382 nt
Organism: Vitis vinifera (wine grape)
Lineage: Eukaryota; Viridiplantae; Streptophyta; Magnoliopsida; Vitales; Vitaceae
Exons: 14
Coding region: 161-2245 (694 amino acids)
Biological process (GO): positive regulation of GTPase activity
Molecular function (GO): GTPase activator activity
Source: RefSeq, a predicted model, not a curated record
CUUAUUGGGAGCUAAGUCUAAAAUUGAACAAAAGAAAAAAUUACACGGAGCUCUCCAAGAUCAUCUUCCCUUCUCUCUCUCUCCCUCCAAAUAUGCCUCCAUUUCCGUCCCUUGGUCUGUGGCGCCCCUCCCAUUAACCUACGCACUCCCGGCGCACAAAAUGGAGGCGCCCUCCUUUGUCUCCAAAGCGAGGACGGCCCUCCAUUCUGCGGCAGCGAAAGCGGAGCGAGUCAUCACAGACAUCAAAUCCGAUUUAAAAAGCGAUCGAGAUUCUGAUAAGCAAUCGUCGAAUUCAAAAAUAUCCGAACCGGAAUUGUCGAAGAAGAAUGCCGAGGUAAAGACCAAUCAUGAACGGAAGCAUACAAGGUGGAGAUCUCCACAAAAAGUGACUAAGCAAGAUUGGCAUGACAGAUUGAAGAAUAUCAGAAUAGGGAAGAAAGGUGUUGACAACACUGAGAAAUCUGAUAAUUCAACAAUGUCCUUUCAUAUUUUUGAUGAAAAUUUGUACCCAAAGAGCCCAAAAAGUACUUCUGAAGCAAAGGGUUCGGAUGUGUUUUCAUUUGCAGAAGUUUCUAAUGCCAUUGACGUGAAUAACAUUCCUCCAUCAUCUGUCAUUAAACAAUUAGCUGUAGCCGUUGAGACCGGGAAGAAGUUUAAGUCAAUGAAAGAUCUUAUGGUGUCAUCCAGAGAUUCUUCACCAGUCAGAGAGAGAGCAGGCUUGAGUCUUUCUGCAGUGAAGUCAUUAGUGCUUCGUGAGGAAAAGCCUACAUCUGAGUUUGGUGAUAAUGAGAAAGUUCUCUCUUUGAUCCAUUUGCUGCUUGAUGCAGAGGGAGAUUUUCUCAGAAGGAAGUUUGGCUCUGAUGCGGAGACACUUGCUACCAAAAUGUCUUUGCCUAGAGAAAUUCAUGCUGCUCCUCCUGAAAGCUUGGUCGUUAAGCUUUCUGAAGUCAUUGGAAACUUCAAGACUCUGCGAAAAAUGGCAAUAUUUUGGUGUGGGGUUGUCGCUGAACUGAGAAAACUUUGGUCUGAGGAGCAAUAUGUACCUGGCAUCCCCCUGGAUGAGAUUCCAGAUCUAAAUUGUUGUCUUUUAUAUCAGCAGUUGCAGGUUAUUAAUUGUUGUAUUUCCAGGAAAAGGCGCCAUGUUAUUGCCACUGAAUCAUUAGACUCUGUAAUAAGAGAAGCUGGUUCAAACAUCGAAGAGCCUUUUGUUUCCAAAGGUCUGGUUGAUGAAAAAUCUAUUUUAUAUGCUAGAAUUAGCACUGGGGAACUUGUCCUUCGAUUGGGAGCUGGUCGCCCAUCUGACAAUUUAAUGAUGUUGGAAACUGGUGAACCAAUCUAUGUCCCUGUUACCCAGGAAGGACCUUUGCUUACAGAAGAUCUUAUAAAAGAAACAGAGGAGUUUGUUCUACGAACAGGGAGUGUUGGUGCUGGAUGUUCUCAACUACUUUCAGACAUGCAGGCUUUCAAGGCUGCAAAUCCUGGAUCUAUUUUAGAAGAUUUUGUGAGAUGGCAUUCACCGCCUGAUUGGACUGAUACUGAGCCUAGUGAUGAGUUUAAAGACACCUUUGAUGGAGGUGAUUCAUUGUCUGCAAGAGGUCAACUCAGUAGUAGAAUGCGCAAGGAAGGUAAUUUGUGGUGUGAACUGUGGAAGACAGCCAAACCAUUGCCAGCUGUUAAACAAGCACCCCUCUUUGAUGAGGAUUUGGCCGUGGAAGGUAUUCUACAUUUCCUAGACGACAUCCCACCUUCUGAGCUUUUUAAACAACUGUUUGUUUCUUUACUUGGUUUGGGAUUUGUAAUUGCCGAGGCCACACUCUCCACAAAUAGUAAUUUGUCAAAGCUUUUUCAUGAGUGCAAAGACUACACUAUUGCUACUUGUCAAAGAGGCACCUGGAUUGACAAAAUUGAUGAUCUUUGCCAGGUGUAUGAAACCGUGGAGAUGAUGCUGCUCCAUCCAGAGGAAAUAUUAAAGAUCAUGAAGCAACCAGAAGAGGCGGCUGCCAAUGCAGAUGAACCAAAGCGUAGGUUUAGGAGGCUUGCUCAGAUCUUUGGUGGUAAAGAUAGACCAGCAAGAAAACCAGCAUCAAAAGACCAAAAUGUCUCUGAAGAGAACCCUAUCCGGCAACCAUUCUCUAAUAUGUUUGAUGGCAGGUCAUCUUUAUUUUCGAAGAAGCCUCCUAAACCUGACAGCACAAUUACUGCUGACAAACCUCCUCUAGAAGAAAACGAUUGGACGAUUGUAUGAACAUACAUGAUUUUGUUGAUAAUUGUAAUAUAUUUUGAAACAACCAGCUAAUGAGAUUUCCAUUAGCAAAAAAAAUUGUAAUAAUUUUCUUGUUUGAUUUCCAAAGGAAUGAAGAAAUAUAAAAAGCUUUCGGUGUC